Habropoda laboriosa is the source of this 874-nucleotide messenger RNA. RefSeq names its product proteasome subunit alpha type-1-like (gene Prosalpha6). Gene Ontology annotation, biological process: ubiquitin-dependent protein catabolic process. The coding region runs from base 83 to 874 and encodes 263 amino acids. The transcript has 6 exons. The record is from RefSeq and is a predicted model, not a curated record. NCBI's taxonomy places the organism in Eukaryota, Metazoa, Arthropoda, Insecta, Hymenoptera, Apidae. Gene Ontology annotation, cellular component: proteasome core complex; proteasome core complex, alpha-subunit complex; nucleus.
GACAGUUGUUUUCUGAAGAUUCGGUGUUGGAGAUAGUUAUUUUACAAGUUUACAUUAUUUGUGAACUAACUAUUAUUAAAUAAUGUUCCGUAAUCAAUAUGACAGCGAUGUUACAGUUUGGAGUCCACAAGGACGCUUACAUCAAGUAGAAUAUGCAAUGGAAGCUGUAAAAUUAGGGUCAGCCACUGUAGGACUUAAAAAUAAAACUCAUGCUGCCCUCAUUGCACUCAAAAGAGCUUCUUCUGAGCUUUCUGCAUAUCAGAAGAAAAUAUUCCCUAUAGAUAAACAUAUGGGAAUCUCUAUUUCAGGUUUAACUGCUGAUGCCAGAAUGUUAAGCCGAUAUAUGCGAACUGAAUGUUUGAACUAUAAGUAUUCUCAUGAUGAUGUAUUACCUGUAAGUCGUCUACUUGCAUCAUUGGGAAAUAAAUUGCAAACUUGUACUCAAAGAUAUGACAGAAGACCAUAUGGUGUAGGUUUACUUAUUGCUGGAUAUGAUGAUCAAGGGCCACAUAUUUAUCAAACAUGUCCUUCAUCAAAUUAUUUUGAUUGUAAAGCAAUGGCUAUUGGUGCACGUUCUCAGAGUGCUCGAACUUACUUAGAGAAACAUCUUAAUGAAUUUUCAUCAUGUGAUCUUGAUGAACUGAUAAAACAUGGUCUUCUUGCAUUAAGAGAUACAUUACCUAAUGAAGUAGACUUAUCUGUUAAGAAUUUUGAUGAAGAUACAAUAUCUGUUUACUUAUCUCAAAUCGAAGAUGACAAACGUGGUAAACCUACUGAACCAGAUGUAGAACAAGAUUCUAAACCUCCACAACCUCCACCUUCUGAUGAAGGUCCACAAGACCCACAAGUUGCAGUUGCAAUGGAAACAGAUUAA